Molecule: messenger RNA, 690 nt
Organism: Frankliniella occidentalis (western flower thrips)
Lineage: Eukaryota; Metazoa; Arthropoda; Insecta; Thysanoptera; Thripidae
Product: UPF0449 protein C19orf25 homolog
Exons: 2
Coding region: 191-514 (107 amino acids)
Source: RefSeq, a predicted model, not a curated record
ACAUGAAUAUUUUUUCGUGGGCACUAUAUUUUUGAAAUCUUAAAAAAGGAAAGUAAGAUUGAAACCUGUGUGUUGUUGUAGUUGUGAGUUGUGUCGUACCAUAGUUAUCUCUCUGGCCGUACGCGCCAGCCGUUAGCCAACUGCCCACUUUUCCUUCUGCUGUCAAACUUAACAACAAAACCCAACUACAAUGUUUAAAAAAAAGCCGGAUAUUCCACCUAGACCAAAAAUUCCAACUGUAGAACAAAUAAUCGAAGAUAUAGACCAUUCUUCUCCCGAUGACAAUAUUUUCGUUAAGUCUUUCAACAGUGAAUCAAAACGGGAACCUACGGUUCAAUCCAACGAGUCUGAAACUGUUUACUCGAAAGUCAAAGAUUUUGUAGAAAUAAACACUAAUCUAAGAGAUAUGCUUCGUAAGUUAGAAGAUCAAAACGAAGCUUUAAAAAUUAGUGAUCUCGAACUCAAGGCUAUGGCAGAAGACAUACGUAAGCAAGCACUGGAAGCCCUUCAGUAAUUUUACUUUGAUACCUGCCUUCAAGCUUAAACAAAUCAUUAUUUUUCUUACUUUUGUUACAUUGUCCUAAGAUUUAUGGUACACCUAUGUGAGGAUAUCUUGUCUGAUGGAAUUCACAUAAUUAGCUGACGCCGAUUUGAUUGAAUAAACUGUUCCAAGAUUUUCUUUUUCCAUAA